AUGUCUCAAACGACCACGUGGGACGCGUCAAAAAGGGCACCUGCACCGAAUGCCUUCAGUGAUAGAAGUGCUGUCUCCGUCGCCGACGCAACCACGCCCGGGCCGGGCGAUAUCUUCCUGGAUGUCGGUUUGCGUGGAUACCGUAGCCGGCAAAACGAUAAGUUUGUCAUAGCCAAUUUAUACAAUUGGCACGCGUCUAUUCUGCAUGCCGAUGGGAGGACCGCCGGCGGGAGAGAGGGGUUCUUCACCUGGCUGAAGGAUAUCUUUAAUAAAAGCGCAGAGGAUAGGAGAAGCCACAUCGUCGAUCGCGCGGCAGUAGCAACACAGCUCGAUCACCCAGAAAUAGCGGUUUCCAAGCGGCCGGCAGGCUCUUCGCGCAAGGUCGACGUCGUUAAUCAGGCACCGGUCAACUUUGGCGCGGCGAGAUCAACGGCGACGCUCGAGGACGACGGCCACUUCCACGUCGCGGAGCACCAUGCAGAGAAUGGGAUUGAAAUGACAAGUCGUUCCUCGCCUUGUUGUACCACUACCGAAAGAGAAAAGACUUCUGGACGCGAUUCCAAUCCGAAUCCUUUGUGGUUUGAUUCCGAUGAAGUUUAUCGACCGGAAGGAAACGGGGCCGAGCAUCCUCGUAGCUACGCGAGUCCUAGACAUUGCUAUCGCGUUCCGCCAAGACAUCCGCUACUAGGAUCGGUUAUCCUAAACCGAAACGUGCCGACGCGCGCGAUUGCGGCAUUCGCCUCUGGAAACUCACGGCCCCCUAUCAAGGAACCGAAGACGACACCGGAAAACCGCGACAAGAAGAAGGACGAGAGGAAGGACCGAGAGGAAAAGAAGAAGAAGCCGGUGAUACGUACGGAUGAUGGACCCGCUGAUAAUAGCGAAAAUCGAGUGGCGAUGGUAGCGGACGAUAACUCGACCGGCGAUCCCGAAACGGCGUUUCGUUACGAAUGGGGAGUGAAACUCGCCGAGGGACCGGCGACCUACCUCUCUGAACCGGGCGAUAGCGAUAACGUGAUCGAAAAGGACCAGCGAUACGUCACGAAGCGGCUUUGGGGGGUCAAUCUGAGACAGCCGAGGUCGGAUGCUGAGAAUGCGGCUACCACGACGUCCAAGGGUUUCGAGGGAGACGCGGGGAAGCAAGUUCAAAAUGCCUCUUCGAUUCCUGGUGAUACCGACGAGAUGAAGAGCGACGAAACGUUGAUGGAAGCCGUGGAACCAGUCGCAGCUUCGGACCUGAAGAGCACAACCGCGGAAUAUCUUUCAACUCCCUCGAAUCGAAGCGAUUCUGUUUCAGCGAGUGGCACUGAUAACUUGAUCACGGCACAGCGAGAAGCGAACGACGCAAAUUUCUCCUUGAAUGAUCUGCGGAAGCUGCAGGAGACGAUCUCGCCGAGCACGCAGGCGGAAACGAUCGCGAUCGACGACGAUUACAACAUACCGGCGGAUGCAGCAUCGGACGCGGAGAUCGUUGCCUGGAAGAAUCUUGUGAUGAAGUCGCGGACAAUUGUUCCCGAGAGGGAAGACUUCCUGUCGGCCGAUCGCGUGGAAAACCUGCAGAUGGUAUCGAUCCGUCCGGAAGCACCGCAGCCCAAGCUGGACGUGCGAGUCGUGCGGUCCAUCGAGGACACUUCGAAGGAUGAAAGCGCUGAUCAUUCUGAUUCAGAAUCCGUAAUAUCCGGCGAGUUCAAGCGACCUGACUCCGCUGAUGCGCGAAAAUUCGACAAUUAUUCUCCCAGCAAGAAGCUGCACACCGCGAGCUGGCAGAUUCGCUAUGCGCAUCGCGAUACCAGAAGCGUCAUUCAAUGUUGUGAUGAGUUACUUCCGAUCGGUACUGCUCCCGUCGAUGCAACGAUAUCCGCGUCAGCAGAUUUCUCGAAAGAAUCCGAGAAGAAGAAGAGGCCGAAUGAAGCAUCGAGCGAGCAGACAGUUAGACAGCAGGCGGAUGCGAAGGGACAGGGAUCAAAGGGCGAUGGAGAGUGCAGCGACUUCAACGCGAGUAAUUCAUUAGACAAUCAACGAUCCGUUUCACCGGUGGAAUCUCAAAGGUUUUUGAAUAAUGGCAAAGAAGCGGAUAUAAAUCUUAUCAAGACAUUGAAUACAAUCUCGAACGGAGAAACGACAAUUUCUUCGAAUCAGUCACUGAUCAGAGACGCUGAUCCGUCGGAGAUCACUCAGCCAUCGACUUUAGCGUCUCUCGCGAAGGAUGAAUCUUACGUCGAGGACGAGAAUGCACACUGCGAAACGGAACGUCGCAAGGACUACAAGGAUGUGUUCGACGACGCCACGUAUAUCGACUCGGACAACCCGUCGACCAACGGUGGUCAACUGGACGCGAUGAUCGACUCGAAAGCAGCCGGAAAAAAUCCAAGAGGAAGAAUUCUCAGAUUGGAAGACGACCAUGAUUCGGAUUCCACGAAGGAGCGAAGCGAUGACUCUAGCAAAGAACACAUCGUCGACGACGAUUAUGUACGAUUGCCGGGAGAUCCUUAUCCCUACAACAAAGAACACUUGGACAAAUGGUACAAUGUGCCGCAUUCCAAAAAUUUCUCGUACAAGCCGAUCAAGCGAGGAGCGUCCCAUCCUCACUCGCCGACCCUGGAGAAGUCCAGCGAAGCGAGUGCCGCCGAUUUUCACGGCGGAAUGAUUGCGACGGAGACAUCGGUGAGCGGAUUCCGUGUGUUUCUCCAGAAACAGCGAAUGCCGUCCGAUAAUUGUUCGCAGAAGGAUGCUGCGGAUGCGCUAGAGCUGCAGCGAUGGACCGAGGACUUUUCGAGGCUCGAAGGCGGCGGGAAAGCGAGCGAGGCGACGCGAGUCGGCGACGACAACGCGUCGUUACGCGCGUACCGCCGGUAGAAGUCACGUCGUAACGCACGUCGUAACUUCCGAUUCACACGAAGAGUCAGGCAUCUUCGAAGAUUGCGUGUAUCUCCAAUAAUGGGAAGCAAACUCGCAGGAAUUCCUUCGUGUAAUCUGGAUCUGUGUUAACACGUAUUAUAAAAAUUGUACUAACG
This is a messenger RNA of Ooceraea biroi (clonal raider ant), 3014 nucleotides long. RefSeq lists its product as uncharacterized. The record is from RefSeq and is a predicted model, not a curated record. NCBI's taxonomy places the organism in Eukaryota, Metazoa, Arthropoda, Insecta, Hymenoptera, Formicidae.